GUGAGAGGCAUAGCGGGCACUCAACGCUGGGCAUCGGGCUGCUUCCGCUACAAGUUCCUUUUCUGCUCGAAGUUGUGCCGUAUUUGCGAUGAGAGCCACGACCCGUCGUGCUCACUGGCUCGCUUUCUCGUCGUUUGUCGAACCGUCCCUCCCUCUCCAGCCAAGUCGUUCUGCUCAUCUGGCUCGACUUUUUGCAGGCCCUGACUGGCUCGAAAAAAGCCUUGUUCCUUGGCCAUGGAGUUAAACUCGGCCUUGAUACACGAUGUGAUCCAUCCCACGGCAGCCUUCACCCAGAACCCGUUGGUCAAGGACGGAUCUAGGGCGCGUCCCGAGUUCGUCCUAUGGGAGGAUUCUCAGCUUAACCCAAAGAACCGGCUCGAUAGCCUCGAGUUCCCUCAGCCUGCCCUGUUUCGGAUUGACGGCUGCACCGGUCUGGGCACCCAGUACUAUGCCGUGCCCCUUUUCCUCUCCCACGUGCCACCGAUGCGCCUCGAUGUUUUCAUUCCCGAGCAAGCAGUGGCUUCGCCUGUCCUUCGCGAGCUUCUGGAUCUGAAUGUCGCCUUCCAUACCAAAGACGCCACAAGACUCCGUCGACUUGGGAUAUCCAGAUACAUUGUCCGCGCCCUGCAGAACUGGAUCGCAGAACGCGGAUAUGACACGUACUCGUCGCUGGUUCCGGGCCUGCCGUUUGGCUCCCGCAUCAUCUUUGAAGCCCUCCAUUUCGAUAUUCGCAAGACAAAGAUCUCUGUGGUGCCGACGUACUACGUGGAGCGACAGCUGCUCGGGGUGGCCAACCUGAGCGAGAGUCUCGGGCUUGCCCCUGAGCUCCUCCCUGAGGCCGUCGACAUUGCGAGCUUGAGCACCGUCCAGGAGCUGUACGACAGUGUGUGUCUUGUGCGCAUGCGGAAGCGGAAAGCGUGCCAGGGGGGCGACGGCCUGUGGAUCUUCAAGGCCCUAACCAGCAACACCAAGUAUCUGUUCGUCGAACUGCGGAAUCUCCUGCUGAUGGAACCCCAUCCAAACAUCAUAUCGCGGCCCCAGUAUCUUGUCACCAAGCGCUGUUUGUUCGGCGGCAAGACGGCGGUGGCUGGCUUCCUUGUGCCGUAUCAUGAGCAUGGCAGUGUCCGAGACAAGCUCCCCCUGAUGCGAAUCCAUGGUCAUCUCAAGCUGGAACAACAGGUCAGAUGGGCGUCACAGCUAGCCUCGGCUGUGCUCCACAUUCAUGAGCGCGGUGGCAUGUUCUACUCAGACUUGCGGCUCGAUAAUGUCGUCCUAUCGGCCACUAACGACCUUGUCAUGAUCGAUUUCGAGCAGCGGGGCGUCUGGUGCGAGUUCGCCUCCCCCGAAGUCAACGCCAUCGAGUACGUUCGAAUUCUGGCCAGCGACGAGCCGGAUGACGCAAACCCGGGCAUCCCUGAGGAGACUCGUGGCCACUUCGCCGCUCGACUCAACCGGAUCCUCCCCGAUUGGGAUGUCUUGCAAGCAUCAGAAGACUAUUCGGCUCCGCGCCCGCACGGGUAUUCCAACUACAACAUUGCCUGGCUUGCGCUAGAUGAGGCCGAGCAAGAGUCCUCAAUGGUGUACAUGCUCGGCCGCGUCUUGUGGUGUAUUUUUGAGGGUCAGAGCGCGCCGAACAAGGCCGCCGUUUGGCAGUCGUACCGCUACGAGCCGGACAUCGAGUUCCCCUCGUUUCGCCUGACGCCAAGCGGGUUGAGGGACCUCAUUGAUCGUUGUACGAGGGGCAGGCGUGAGGUGCUCUCCAGCUCGAUCGUGAGGCAGGCUGGCAGACUUGUACUGCGGGGCAAGGAAAGCAGCACCGCCGAGGACGUCCUCAGGGUGGCUCGAGAGUGGUGGCAGGCUGAGGUCAAGGCAGCGGAAGAGUUUCUUGACAUGCGGGAGGAGCGGAAAACGAGAGGGACAUGGGAUGGCAAUUACUUUGGACGGCCCAAAUUGAGGGAGGUAUUGGCCGAGUUGGAACGGUUCCAAGAAGGGUACGACGCUGCCUCCAGGCCGGCCUCCCCCGACUGAAGGGACUCGACAUUGUGGGCGAACGCUCGAUGUUCGGGAGCAUCAAGGCCGAAUGCGAGAGCGGUAAC
Thermothelomyces thermophilus ATCC 42464 is the source of this 2096-nucleotide messenger RNA. RefSeq lists its product as uncharacterized. The transcript has a single exon. Gene Ontology annotation, biological process: protein phosphorylation. The coding region runs from base 235 to 2028 and encodes 597 amino acids. NCBI's taxonomy places the organism in Eukaryota, Fungi, Ascomycota, Sordariomycetes, Sordariales, Chaetomiaceae. Gene Ontology annotation, molecular function: ATP binding; protein kinase activity. The record is from RefSeq and is a predicted model, not a curated record.